Messenger RNA from Juglans microcarpa x Juglans regia, 1248 nucleotides. RefSeq lists its product as uncharacterized. The record is from RefSeq and is a predicted model, not a curated record. The transcript has a single exon. Gene Ontology annotation, biological process: defense response. The coding region runs from base 289 to 1038 and encodes 249 amino acids. Lineage: Eukaryota; Viridiplantae; Streptophyta; Magnoliopsida; Fagales; Juglandaceae.
CUCUCGACUGGACUCACUCACCUAUAGGCUAUACCAUAGCUUUGUAUUAACAGAACCUUCACUUUUUGUCUGACUCUCUCCCUCUCUCGCGCGCUCUCUUCCUCGCCUCGCGCGCGCGGCCACCAUGUCACACUAUGACACUCAUUCUUGAAUCCGAUCAAGAACCCUCUCUGAUCUCUUCUUUCUUCUUUCUUGAUCGGCUCCGAACUCUCCACUUCUCUCCGGCCCCCUUCGAUUCUCUCCCGUCUUCUUGAUCAAAUCUCUCAGCCUUCGGUUCCGUUGGGAAAAAUGAGGAGAGAUGAUAGGGUUUCGGAGCAAGAUCACAGAAAGCCCAUGCGUGCCUUGGAGAUCAACUUGAUCUCUGCGCAGAAUCUCAAACCCCCCUCGCCUAACUUGCGCCGCAUGCAUACCUACGCACUCGUCUGGGUCAACCCUGACCAUAAAGUCAGGACCCGUACCGACCGGGUCGGUUGCGAGAACCCUACCUGGAACGACAAGUUCUUCUUCAAGGUCAGCCCCGAGUUCCUCUCCAGCGAGACAUCCGCCGUCUGCAUCGAGAUCUACGCCGUAGGCUACCUCCGCGACCAUCUUAUCGGGACUGUCCGGUUCCUCACCGGAAACUUCCCGUCCGCCGUCUCAAUCGGCUCGAGGAUCCCUACUUUCACAGCCGUCCAAAUCCGCCGCCCCUCCGGAAGAUUCCAGGGAGUCUUGAACAUCUGCGCGGAGGUGAUAUUCGACUCGGAGGUCCCGGCCUUGGAGGGGAGGUCCGCUAUUGGAUACCGCGAGCAAAUGGAGGAGAACGAACGACACCGGAGAUGGAGAGAGAACCGAAGGGAGUCGUGGUCAAAUGGAGACGGCGAGAAUUCUUGUCCAGGAUCAGGAGACCACUCGGACGGUGGUGACUCUACGACGUCGUCUUCAUCGUCAGCAUCGAAUGUGCUGAAGGACUGGAACGGGAUUCGGGAGUUGGCGGGAACGAAGGGUUUGAAGGCAUCCGACGGUGCAGGAUUGUUGUGCGGGUUGUUGAUGCAGAGGUAGUUUUGUUACAGCCCAACGGAUGAUCCCCGAAGCUUUGGGUGCGUCCCAGGAGAGGGGAAGGUAAGGAACGUCAGGGUUUCGUUUUGAAAUUUGAAUUGUACUGCUGAUAAAUCUUCUAUCGUCGUUGUUGCAUUUAUGAGGACCGUAGUUAAAUGUUAAACAAGAAUUCAGUUUUUUAGCUCAGAAAUGAUGACCAGAAAAAUUGGAUAA